GUUUUUAUGACCAAUAUAUAUCGAAUAUUUCAUCAUUAAAUGCUUAUAGUUUUCAUAAGUGACAUAUUUCAUCAUUAAACCAAAAGUAUUAAUUUUUUUUAUAAUCCCAUAUUUCAACACCCCUAGCCUUUUGUAAGGGUUGCACAUCUUGGGGCACCAUCAGAAACAUCUUAAAAAAAUGGGGAAGGAGGUAGCACAAAGCUGUUUAGACAGUUUACUGAUAGAAAUGGUGUCUUCUUAUUGCGAUCGUUUUUACGCCAACAAGCCUGAACUUGCCGCUCGUCGUAUCGAAACCAUUGGUUACCAGGUCGGCCACCAACUAUCUGAGAGGUAUACCAUGGAGAGACCACGUUUUAGUGACCAUCUGGAAGCAAUAAAAUUUAUAUGUAAGGAUUUUUGGUCUGAAAUCUUCAAGAAACAGAUAGACAACCUGAAGACAAAUCACAGAGGCACUUUUGUGCUGCAAGAUAAUCGAUUCCGUUGGCUUGAACACAUUUCCAUUGAUUCAUCACCUGAUAGUUCUAAUGUGUCUCAAGAUGCUCCUGAGAACUUGGUGGAGAAUAAGGCUGCACAGGCAGCAAGCAUGCACCUAUAUUUUCCCUGUGGAAUCAUAAGGGGAGCACUUACAAACUUGGGACUACCUUGUGCUGUUUCCGCAGAUAUAUCUCACCUUCCUGUUUGUUCGUUUGUAGUUCGGAUGAAGGUCUAGUAUGAAGUCUUCAGUUUGUGUCAAAUAUUAUGUUUCAAGAUUCAUGGUUAUGCAAGUAAGACACUUGUCUUGGUUCUUUCUAUUUGUGUGAAAUUUUGGAACUUAUGGAGGACGCCUUGUGCUCCUGUUACUUAUUGCUUCUACUUGGAGGAGCCCUUGAAGCUUCAGAAGAUUCAGUUUUGCACAGAAGCAGCAUAAAGUAUGUGCUAUUGCUAAACUGCUUCCUUAGUUCAUUUGAUUUUGAAAUGCUACAUAUUAGAAAUUUAUUCUCUAAAGUCUCUAGGAUGUAGAUGUAGUAUAACGAAGAAUGUAUGUUUAGCUUACCAACUUUAUUAAGUUAUGAGAUGCUGACAUUAAAAGAAACUAUAAUUUCAAUGGUGAAUGAUAUAAUUGUUUUCUACUGUCUGAUCUUCAUUUUGCUGCAUCAGUUGAAUUUGUCUGAUUAUUUUUAUCAUAGUAACUAUGGUCAUUUUAGAGAAAUGACUUUGUGGUGAUUCUCAAUUGAUAACUGUGGAAAUUUUGUUUAGGAAUUGGCCUCUUUUCUUCCAAAAAUUUGCUUCCAUGUCCUUCUAAAUAGUUCAAUUUCGGAAAAUAUGGACAAUCUUUAGCUGUCUUUGAGGAUAAUGUGGGGAUAUUUAUCGGUCAAUUGUCAGGCAUUGUAUAGUUAUGGCCAAAUUUGUUUAUAUAAUGAGUGGUUGUGAAAUUGUAAUGUAUUAUUGCACAUACGCCUAAAGAAAGAAGACGUGAAGAUCAUUAUGGAUACAAGGUUGUGAAACGAGGCUUAUUCAAGAUUCUAAUUAUGAUGGGGUUAUUGAAUUAUUGUAGCCGCCCUAUAUGCAUAGGUUGAGUGUUGAAUAUUCUUACCUUAUGUGUUGUAUACUUGUGUUGUGUCAUGAAUGGCUAGGAAGGGGUAAUAUAGGAAUUAGUUAUAAAUAAUACUUGGUAAUUAGUUAAGUUGGGGGAAAUAAAAUAUAGAGAUAAUUAGUAUAAAUAGAGGGGAAGGAAAGGAAAUUAGAAAUUCAUACAAGUAAUAGUUUUAAGUGGAGUUUUAUACUCAUUGGGAGAGAACAAGCCUCUCGAAUGCUUGUAUACUAUCUUUUGUAAUCGUUUUUUGUUUUCAUUCAAUCUUUCCAUAUACAUUUACAUUUUCAUACAAUUCAUUACAUUUAUAUAUAUUUCUCUUUUGUCAUUAGUAAAAUCAGUUCUAUGGCUAAGUCAGUCCAUGACAUAUUGCCGUGUAAAGCUAGCACUUUUCUUUAAUAGAGCAUCAAACUUUACUUUUUAAGAAUUUUAGCAUUUUUUUUGUUUUAAUGCGGCCAUGAUACAGACCAUGCCCUUUAAAGUUUGAGUCUUAACUCUUAAAGGUGUCUAACUGAUGAAAAAAAAGGUCUGAGUUUGGGUUAGACCCGAAUCCAACCCUAAGGGUUCGGGUCUAGUUUUCUAAACCCUAAAGACUAGGGUUUGGGUAAAAGUUUGACUAGACUGGAACCUUAAAAUGCGCAUUCUUAGUGAGCGGUAAGAAAACAUUAAAACAAUUGUGGCGACAAGUGUGUGUUUUGUUGAUUACUUUUCAAGUGACCUACACAAUGGUUGUUUCACAUAAGAAUUGCUACAGAUCUAUCAAGGGCAAGAGGAGUUGAUAUUGUGCUUGCUCGAGACAUACAUCGAACUUCAUAAUACAAUUUUAUUUGAAAUUGACAUAAUUUGUUAACAAAUACAAGGUUACAAAGACACAUGAAAUAUCGAAUAUCAUGUAAAAAUAACAAAUUAAAUAUGUCGAAGUUUCUAUCACAAAACGGGUCGGGAGACAUUGUUGAGCCUAUUGAAGAUCAAAUGGCUGAGCACAAGUUACUUGGCAAAUGAUGAUUUAUGAUACUCUUGACAAUCCUCCAUUGGACGCAAACACUAUUGAUGAAAUACAAGAGUCGCAAGAUUUUGAAGAGAAAGAAAAAUAUCAGCUUGUGUGAAGGAUCAAACACAAAAUUUUUAUUUAAGAUUAUUUGAUCGUAAAAUAAUUUUAAAUUGAGUUAAAUAUCGGGUUAAGAUGGUUUUUGAAUAGUACAUUUUGGAAGAGUAUUAUGUUAUACUUUUAUGUUUUUUCAUUUGAGCUAUCAUAUAAGAAUCCAAUAUGUAGAAUUGAGUUUCGCUUUAGUGGCAGUAAAUAUCAUAUUCUUAAUGAAAUACGUAAAUUAAAUUUUCAUUGACCUCAUUUUUCAACUAUCCAAAAAAAUUAAAUCUCAAAUCCAACUUAAACUUAUCAGGUUAUGUCUAACUCCUUCCCUCACCACUCAGGCACUCACCCUCAUGCACAUGGUUUUUCAUUAUUCUUAUCUAUUUACACAAAAAAAUAUGUAUAGAAUAACUUUUCUUAUAUCAAGAAAGGACAAAUAGGUGAAAACUGAGUUAAAUUUAAGCUUUACUUAAAAUAACUCGAAAUGACCAUAAACAUGAAACAUUACUCUUGAAAUUCUCAACCCUAAUAAUUCUACUUAAAUCUUAACAUAUUUUAUUAGCAUUUCAUUACCUAACGUCAUUAAGUGGCAUUUACCAUCUACUUAUUGAUCAACCAAAUGUUUAAUCAUUCAAGUG
Amaranthus tricolor (Joseph's coat) is the source of this 3298-nucleotide messenger RNA. RefSeq lists its product as uncharacterized. Gene Ontology annotation, cellular component: trans-Golgi network; TRAPP complex; cis-Golgi network. Gene Ontology annotation, biological process: regulation of GTPase activity; endoplasmic reticulum to Golgi vesicle-mediated transport. The record is from RefSeq and is a predicted model, not a curated record. The transcript has 4 exons. The coding region runs from base 179 to 709 and encodes 176 amino acids. NCBI's taxonomy places the organism in Eukaryota, Viridiplantae, Streptophyta, Magnoliopsida, Caryophyllales, Amaranthaceae.